AUGCCUGGUUAUAAGGCUUUCAAAGAUCAUCUAACAGUCAUGUUAGGAGGCAAUGUUUCUGGGUAUAAAUUGAAACCCCUCUUGAAUUAUCGCUCUGAAAACCCUAGAGCCUUCAAGAAUAUCAGCAAGGCUACUUUACCAGUCCAUUAUCGCGCUAAUAAGAAAGCCUGGCUGACGCUUGCACUUUUUGAAGAUUGGUUCAUGAACUGCUUCAUCCCUGAAGUCAAGUCAUAUUUUCUGGAGAAAGGAAUUCCUUUCCAAAUUUUGUUUAUUUUGGACAAUGCUCCAGGUCACCCUCAAUACCUAAAUUACCUAAAUUCUGACGUGAAAGUGGUGUUUCUGCCUCCCAACACCACAUCUAUUCUCCAACCCAUGGAUCAGGGGGCCAUAGCCGCUUUCAAAGCAUAUUAUCUUCGCAACUCAUUUGCAAAGGCAGUAACUGCCACAGAAUGCGAAAACGGCAAAACAUUACCUGAAUUUUGGAAGGACUACAACAUUCUGCAUUGCAUAAGGAACAUUGCUGCAGGGUGGGAAGAAGUCACUCCACAAUGUAUGAAUGGCAUAUGGAAGAAAAUCCUAAAAAGAUUUGUGAACUGUUUCGAAGGCUUUGAAAAAGAAAAGGAACUGGAAGACAUUUCUAAUAACAUUGUACAGCUGGCGAAAGAAGUGGAUCUGGAAAUGGAUAAUGAAGACAUACACCAACUGGUUGAGGAUGUUGGGGAUGAGCUGAGCAAUGAAGAUUUAAUGCAGCUCGAGGUGGAGAGGGUAGCAGAGGAAGAGAGACUAACAGCCCAAGAAGAAGAGGAAGCAGCCCCCAAAAACUUUGUGAUGAAAGAAAUAGCUGCAGCUUUCAGCAAAAUAAAUGAAGGAAUGCAAAUGUUUGAAAAAAUGGACCCUAAUGUUGCGAAAUUCGCAAAGGUGGAUUGUUUAAUUCAGGAUGCCCUGGAUUGCUAUCAAAUGUUUGAAAAAAUGGACCCUAAUGUUGCGAGAUUCUCAAAGGGCGUGGCUGUGGAGGAGGAUGACAAUGAGGAGGGAGUGGCUAGCACAGACACCUUGCCUGCUAGCCAGGAGGACUGCCUGUCCCUGGUGCCUGUCCCCCCUUCCCAGGAUGUCACCCAGGGCUUGGACAAAGCCGGGGAAGGACCAUCAGAUCGGCACAAUACUUUUCCAGUCUUUCAUGACUUUUCAGAAAUAAUCACUGAUGGCUGA
Molecule: messenger RNA, 1209 nt
Organism: Pelodiscus sinensis (Chinese soft-shelled turtle)
Lineage: Eukaryota; Metazoa; Chordata; Testudines; Trionychidae
Source: RefSeq, a predicted model, not a curated record